UUUUUCCGGCUACUGUAGGCUUAAGCAUCUGAUGUCAGGCACUUCUGGCAUUCCUUUAGAUCUCUGUUAGAGCUUUUAAUAUGUGCCUCAGGCAAGCAUCACUUUACAUUAGGUUAUGGCCGUAAAAUUUAAGUAUCGAACUUUGGUGCAUAGCUUAUUUGUGCCAUGGACAUAAAUGAGACCCUGUACUGCACAGGUUAUUGAGGAUAGGUUUGAUUAUACUAUCCUAAAGACAUAUUGAUGGAGGAGUUAGACACAGGAGUGCCUCAGGCCAGUAAAUAACCAUUCAGAACACCCACUUUGCUUCAGAACUCAGUUUUUACAUUUGAGUUUUAUUGUGCAAAAGUUAACAGAAACAUGUCAGAUUUGCAUUUGUACAAUUUUUGCAUUUGGUGCAUUUUAUGCAAAGUGAAGUGCAUUGCAUUCAAGGUACAUUUUAGCAAGUAAUUUUCAUUUUUGGAUGAAUCACUGCCUACCACUUGGGCUUUCUUUUUUUUAGAAUAUUGGAUUUUAGAUUUAUAUAUUAAAAAUAGUGAGCAAAUGUUGUGCUUUUUCACUGACCUCUAUUAUAGAUCAGUGGGCAUUUCCUACUUUGAACCAAUGCAUGUGAGUCUGUUCACAUGUUUAAGUGACAUCACUCACUACAUUCUGACACAUGACUAAUCAUUAAAAGAUGUGACUUGGGAGGAGUUAUGAGUGAGUCUAAAGUUUACUUUCUGUUUCAGAUCUUUUUAACAGUGUGUAUGUAUAUAUCUUUGACAAAAGGUUUUUGUGGUUUUAUUAUCAUGCUGUAAGGUUUCUCACACUGGGAAUCAUGGAGGAGAGCUUCCCGUUUCAUUACUCUUUAUUGGAAUACCUGUUUACGUUGGUGGGACUGUAAUUGUUCCUGCUGGAUAUAGCGUUGGACAUUUGGACGGUUGUGUCAUUUUAUCAGGAUGGGGCCAAUGUGUAUAUGGCAGUGAUGAUCUUUCUGCUGCUGGGCUCUUCAGUGUUGUCACAGGUGUUCAGCUGGCUCUGGUACUUUGAUUCACUGGACAAGAUUGAGAGUAAGGUGGAGAAAUUUACAGACAGGCAUUCACUGAUCAAACCAUUCCACUUCCUGCAGCUCGGAGUCUACCUCAAGUAUGCUGGGGUGAUAGAGACCUCUACGAGGGAUUUUCGUCAUCACACUACUGGUUUCAGAGAGGGUAUGGCUUUGUUCCUGAACCAAGACCUUCAGAUGCUUCGUCUAUUUGAGACAUUUUCUGAAAACGCCCCACAACUCUUACUCAUGAUGUCUAUAAUCCUACAGAGAGCAGAGCUGGAGCUCAUUACAGGUUUGAAAAUCCUCACAUCAACUGCUGCAAUUGCCAGUAACGUUACUGUGUACCACCGCAGCAUGCGUAUUUAUCUUCCUGAAAAACACGAGAUGAGUUGGAUCUCCACUGGCAUCUACUUCCUGUGGAACUUGUUGGUGAUUAUUCCCCGUGUAACUGCUCUGGCACUCUUCUGCAGUGUAUUGCCAUGCUACAUCAUCGCUCACUUCCUGUCCCUGUGGAUGCUACUGGUUUUAGUGGCCUGGAGCCAGAAAACAGAUUACAUGAAAAGUCCUGGUUGGGAAUGGCUCUUCAGAGCGGCUGUUGGACUCAUCUGGUACUUCUGCUGGUUUAAUGUAACAAAAAAAAGCGUCAAAUUAAAGAUGGCUCUCUAUUACAGUGUCAUGGCUUUGGACACAGUGAUGCUGCUGGGCUUCUGGUGCUGGAAGGUGUUUGAGUAUGCAGGCUGCUGGAGCUCCUUAAAUCCUUAUAUGGUGAUCCCAACACUACUAGUUUUGUACGUCAUUGGAAUACUUGUGAAAAUUAUAUAUUACAAAAGGUUUCAUCCCAACGGUGAUAAAGAGAAAAUCGCUGGACCCACUGAAGGGAAGUACAGAAGAGCUGCAACAUAUGACAUGGACACAGACUUGACCCCAGAAGACCUCGCUCCUGCGAAGCCUUUGACAGGAGUCCUCAAGAGGAGCAGGACCAUGGCUGCUAAUUUCUACUUCUAGCUCUUGGUUGAACCUUUAAAGUUAAGGUUUUAUUUAUAAAAAAAAAAAAAAAAUCAUAUUUUCUAAUGUUAUGUUCAUAUAUCCGAUGGUGUUUUGAUGAUGUUAUUACAUUCACACAAAUUUCACAGGUCUGUUUCGGUGGCUUUAGAAAAGCACAGACAAUGUUGUUCUGUUUGUUCAAACUCUUUGCUAAUUAAAAUUGACAAUUCUAUAUUACAACCAAAAUCAAAAGAUUUUGGGUUUAAAUGUGUCCAGGAGAUGUUUUCAUUCACACAAUUAUGAGUCAGAGAUGAACAAGCCAAGCAGGUAGGCCAGCCUCAAAGUAUUUAAUGAACGUCACUUACACAAAACCAUAAACAGUGUAGGUACAGAGAUUUGCUUCUUCAGCCGGUUUCAAUAAGCCAGAAGUUCUCCAACUGAUCUAAAAGCUCAAGCUCAGAGCUAGAUCGAGCAUUUAUUCUCUGGCUAGAAGAGCCAUUACAUCCCUUGAUUGUCUGCAUUAUUAACAAAUCCCAAGAUCUCACAAUGAUAGUGUCACGUAUCUUCAGUUAGUGUAGAUAAUAGACAGUAUACAGGGACUAAAUCUUUUUUUGUUUUCCUGAAAAAUGCAGGAAACAAAGUAGGACAUGGGGGAAAGAAGCACCAGAAGAGCAGUUUUUUUAUGAUUCAAGUUAAAGAACAACAGCAUCUGAUUGGCUGAGCUAUGGAGAAAAUGAUUUCUACAGAAAAGAAGUCAGAGCACAUCAAAAGUACCAAACUAAAAGAAAACAACAGAUAACAGCAUAGGUCUAUUUGUCAAAGGUAACACUUCACCAGAAAAACAAACAAUACAAACAUAUGUUUGUCAUAUUUCAGUAAUUCCCUUUUAAGAUAAUACAAACUUACUGAAUGCUGAUUAUAGUUAAAAGGCACAAUAUAAAUAUAUACAGGGGGAAAAAAACACAGACACACACACAUCUAUGCAAACAAACGAAGAUUACACAUUCUUAAUUGUCAAAGCUGCUUGAGUAAAAAUGCUUUUUCUUCAGGCUCAGUAAUGUUCAGUCAAAAUCUCGCAGCGGUUAGGAAUCUUACACCCAAACCGGCUCGUAAAACCACCUUCAACCAAAAUUGAAAAUCAAUUAUCUCUGACCAGAAAUGUAUUGCACACUAUCACACAGUUUUUCUCCCAAACAUG
This is a messenger RNA of Cyprinus carpio (common carp), 3206 nucleotides long. Its product is annotated as XK-related protein 8-like. The record is from RefSeq and is a predicted model, not a curated record. The transcript is spliced from 3 exons. Gene Ontology annotation, biological process: phosphatidylserine exposure on apoptotic cell surface; apoptotic process involved in development; engulfment of apoptotic cell. Gene Ontology annotation, cellular component: plasma membrane. Bases 953 to 2029 code for a protein of 358 amino acids. NCBI's taxonomy places the organism in Eukaryota, Metazoa, Chordata, Actinopteri, Cypriniformes, Cyprinidae.